Molecule: messenger RNA, 1311 nt
Organism: Colletotrichum karsti
Lineage: Eukaryota; Fungi; Ascomycota; Sordariomycetes; Glomerellales; Glomerellaceae
Exons: 1
Coding region: 1-1311 (436 amino acids)
Biological process (GO): RNA catabolic process; ribonucleotide metabolic process
Cellular component (GO): nucleoplasm; ribonuclease H2 complex
Source: RefSeq, a predicted model, not a curated record
AUGGCGAGAACAAGAGCAACCAAGUCUGCCCCGGCAGCAAAGUCUGAGACGAGCACUACCUCAUCAGCGACCAAACACACUUUGCCAGAGGAAUCGUCGAACGCCCCCAAGCUAUUCAUCAUCCCGAAGAGGGCGACCAAGGACGCUCGCAUUGUCUCCCUUCCCAAUCCCAGAUACUCCAAACCUACCCGCUACCUUCUCUGCCCCGAGACCGGCAUUUACGAGUUCACAAAGAUCGCGGCGCCAAAGACGACCCCCAGAAGCUGGAUGAUCGAGACAUCUGCUGGUACGCUGGAAGAGUCCAACGAGAAUGACGAGCCAAGACUCCAGGCCCAUGUCACGAACGGCGCCGAUCUUUUCGUCGCGACACCAAUUGAUCCCGUCUUUCUCCUUUUGCCAGGUCUGUUCGGUCCGGCCAGAUCAACCGAAACGAAACGCCUAUUCCUCUCCAGCGACGACCACUUCGACGCCGUAUCCACAUCGUCAACCCACAUGACCGAGGCUUUGCGAUGCCCAAAGACCCGAACGCUCCUCGAGUCGCGUAUGGAGGCAAUUUGCGACACUGUCGAUGCCGGCGAUGAAAAGAUGUACCGACUGAGCGAGAAGAAGCUUGUGAACGAAAUCCUCUCGAAAGCGCGGUCGAUGAGUGCCAACGGUCUUCCGGCCAGCAUGGAGGAUAAGUUCGUGAAGAAGGCUCUGGAGGCACCCAUCCAAGUACAAAGGUCGCAGGCUGUGGUCGCGGAGGUCAAGCCUGCCGGAGAGGAAUCGGCGGAGGGAUCCGGUAGCUCGACACCCAAGAACGAGUCGGGAGAGUCUCAAUCUUCUGCGUCGACAGCUGACAGCACGCAGUCCACUGCUUCAGGCGCUUCAACUGCUGCUACCUCAGUCACAGCAGCCGUUGAGGAGACUGUGGUCAGCGCCAUGCAGGCCUCUGACGAGGUUACCGGACUCCAGAGACUCAAAAUCGCUUUCAGCUUCAUCUGUUCAAGCUAUGUGGCGCCGGGCAUGACUUCGGUCCUGAAGCCGUUACUGGCUGACAAAGAGACAACGAACGUCGACUUCACACCCCUUGAUGAGUACCUCGCCAAGCUCACUAAACUGCGAGCAGAGGCUGCUGCGUCCAGAUCCAUGGCGGAUUACUCACGGAAGAGAAUGCUGGACGAGGAGGAGGAAGAGGCGCGCGCCGAGAAGAAGAGGAAAAUGGAGGAGGAAAAGAAGAAGAAGGCCAGCCAAAGUCGUGGAAUCAAGGCUUUGGAGAAAGUCAACACCAAGGGCAUGAAGAAGAUGAGCGACUUCUUCAAGAAGAAAUAG